Messenger RNA from Melampsora larici-populina 98AG31, 677 nucleotides. RefSeq lists its product as uncharacterized. The coding region runs from base 30 to 236 and encodes 68 amino acids. NCBI's taxonomy places the organism in Eukaryota, Fungi, Basidiomycota, Pucciniomycetes, Pucciniales, Melampsoraceae. The record is from RefSeq and is a predicted model, not a curated record. The transcript has 2 exons.
CCUCUGCAGCAAAGGUCAAGAUUGCUGCAAUGGCUGCCGCAGAUGCUCGUCAAGCGUUAGACGACAAAAUCAUGCUCAAUCCAGCUCCGCAAGAUCUCGAUGAAGUCCAAAUGCAAGACUGGCGAGACAGACGUCAGCAGAUUGCUGAUCGACUUCGCCAAAAAAACACCCAGGAUUUUGAAACUGUUAUUCCUAACAAGGAUCGGUGCGAUGAAACUGUAGGAGAAGCUGCUUGAGGUUUCAUUCCACAAGCGAGGGAUGGAUGUCUUUAUAUAGACAUCCAUCUCUGCAAAGUACAAAUAAGGAAAUAGGUGGGAAGAUACAACGCGGUGAUGUCAGAGACAUCGAGAUAAAGCUAGGAUGGCCGGAUCCGUUGGUACUUGGAUCCGGUUGACAACAUUGGUAGACGAAUCCGGGGGAUUUGUCGAUAAGAGAAAUGAGAGUACAUUUAAAAAGCACACAAAGUAAAAGGAAAAGCAUUCUUGAGAAAGCGGUGAGGAAAGAAACAGGUAACAAAGAGAACAAUGGGAUUCAGGGUAUCACAUCACCCCCUUUUUAAGUAUGGAAACUUCCUAGUUUUCAGCACGGUUUUCAUUGUGUUGUAUUUCGUCGUUUAAUACCUCCGACGCGCCGUGCAAGUAGUAAGAGAGAGCGCCCAAAGCUCUGGCGGAGAAGUC